Messenger RNA from Sander lucioperca (pikeperch), 2459 nucleotides. RefSeq names its product potassium channel, subfamily K, member 18 (gene kcnk18). Gene Ontology annotation, cellular component: membrane. Gene Ontology annotation, molecular function: potassium ion leak channel activity. Gene Ontology annotation, biological process: potassium ion transmembrane transport; stabilization of membrane potential. NCBI's taxonomy places the organism in Eukaryota, Metazoa, Chordata, Actinopteri, Perciformes, Percidae. The coding region runs from base 242 to 1450 and encodes 402 amino acids. The record is from RefSeq and is a predicted model, not a curated record. The transcript is spliced from 3 exons.
CGGUGGUGGUGUAGGACGAGAAUGGAGUAAAAGACUACAGAGUCAAUUACGGACUCCCGGGGGCCUCGUGAUGCGGGUGCGGGUGCUGUGGGUGUGGGGUGUUCCCUGGCUCAGCAGCAUCCGUGCGCAGUGCUGGAGCAGACAGCCGCGCUGCCAGACGCACGAGCUCUCCACGGGACUGUAGCUGCGCUGGAAGGGACGGCGGCGGAGGAAAAAGAAGAAGAAGGAGAAGAAGGAGAAGAUGUCAAUGGCAAUAAGGAAAAGAAAAGGAGUUAAGGACGAGUUAAGAAAGUGCGCGUGGCGUUCCUGGAGGCUCUUUCCUCACCUGCUGCUGUGUCUGUCUCUGGUCGCGUACGCGGCGCUGGGCGCGCUCAUGUUCUGGUACAUUGAAGGAAAUAGCGAGAGCGACCGCCCGCCGGAGUACCAACGCUUCCUGGCUCAGAUUAUCACCACCGUCCAGAACCUGACCAAUAAUGCCUCCAACACACAGCAACACAUCUUGGAUGGAGUGGCGGAUCAGAUGGAUAAGUUCCAGUCCAUAUGGCUCCAGGAACCUGACAAAUGGGAUUUCUUUGGCUCCAUGUUCUUCUGCUGCACUGUAUUCACAACCGUUGGAUAUGGAGCGAUCUAUCCGGUUACCAUGACUGGUAAGGUGGUGUGUGUCUUGUAUGCCAUGGUGGGCAUCCCUUUAAUGCUUCUGGUCGUCCUUGAUGUGGGAGAUUUCCUCGCUAUGCUGAUGUCUAGAGCCUAUGUGCACAUUCACACCCUCUGCAAAACCCUCCGCUCCCACACCUGGUCUCCGUGGAAGGCUCGGAAGAGGACAAGGGACUCAAGCAACCCGGCUCUGGAGAACGGUAACUUUUUUUUCAGCGAUGACGUUGUGGUCCGUGAACCCCUCGACAUCCGGCACGUACUGCACAGCCAGGCGGAUGUACGGCACAACUCCAUCAUGCUCCAAAACAACAAAGAGAUCUUUGAGAAGAUUCUUGCAAGGGAGAAUUUACUUAGAAAGAACCCACUGCUCAGGAGCCUCUCUUGCCCAGAGCUAGACCGACUGCCACCAUCACCCAAAGGAUGUGCCAUUUGGGACUUCACAGGGUUAGGGGAUGGAAUGGAAAUGCUGGAUGUACCCUUUGUACUGAUUCUUUUCAUCGUGUUUGCCUACAUUUUUUUAGUAGGUUGUAUUCUGCCACUGUGGGAAACAGAAAUGCAUGGCUUUGACCCCUACUACUUCUGCUUUAUCACACUCACUACCAUCGGUUUUGGUGACAUUGUACCAAAUCACCCUAGGUUCUUCAUGCUUACCUCACUCUUCAUCAUUGUUGGCAUGGCCAUCAUGUCCAUGUCUUUCAAGCUAGGCCAAGCACGAAUUGUAAGCUGCUACCGCCAAUGCAUCAAGUUCAUUAGCAGAGGAAAUGUGGAGACUUUCAAAGAUCAAGAGAAUGACUAAGUCACCAAGAGAAUAUCUGUCCUAAUGUCCAUGAGUUGUACAAGCUCACAGUCUGUGGGAACUGGUCCAGUGCAUUAUUUGUACUGGCUGUUCGGUAAUAAGCAUGAGCAAAGUAAAAAGUGUGCAUGUGACAAAUGCUUUUGCCCAGUUAAGAAGGGUGAUAUUGACAAUGUUGCCUAACAACAAUGACUUCAAAUUCUGCAUAUCUAGCUGCAGUAUCUUGCUAAGGAAUGAUUAUGAGUACUAGCAAUUGUACUGCCUUAAAUGAGAAUAAAGCGUUUUGCUUGCAACUUACGUUUUUUGCCGGAGUGCCCUAAGCACCUCGGGUUGAAAAAACAUCUACUCAGUGUGGGAAAAAUGGCUAUGGACAGGUGAUUCGCUGGUUGCCUUAGCAAGAACAACAAAAAAAGAUGCAACUGGUCUGAUCAGGGCAUCAUCAACAAAAAGGCAGUGCAGUGCGCCUUAUGCUUUGCAACCUGCAAACAUGCCUGAAGCACUACAGAGAAUCGGCACAAUAGUGGUGCAUUUGAUUACAAGUGACAACUCUAGAUUCCCUACUUACAUUUAGGAAAAUCUAAAUGAAUUUCAAAUUCAGUUUUGUUCAUUCAUUUAUACUUGAUGUCAAACAUGAUGUCAAAUGAACAUGGCUGCCCACAUGUUCAGACGUUUUACUGAUUAUAUGACCGACAAUGAUUUUUUUCCUAAUUUAAACUUGGAGUAUAAAUUAUCAGAAAUGGUUACACCUGCAGAUAAUAAUGCUCUCCACUACAAUAGGUCUGCAAUAAAUAAUAAUAAAGAAUGAUAAAGAGUGUGUGGAGUAAUAGGGGCAGUGUUUGUUGAAGCACUGUUUCAAAGCUUGUAUUGCCUUGAAAUGAUCAUUAUAUUAUUAUCAUCAAUUCUCUUUACUUUAUAUUUUUGGUUUAUUUGUGGUCUUUUUCCCCUAUCCCUUGCUGCUGCAAAAUUGUGAAUUUCCCCAUUGUGGGAUCAAUAAAGGAUUUUAAAUCUUGAA